Molecule: messenger RNA, 564 nt
Organism: Eruca vesicaria subsp. sativa (arugula)
Lineage: Eukaryota; Viridiplantae; Streptophyta; Magnoliopsida; Brassicales; Brassicaceae
Source: the annotation of a GenBank genome assembly
AUGGAGAGCAACGGCGAGAAUAACAAGAAGAAAGUUACGAGUAAAUCACCAUCCUUCAGCCUACGGAGCCCGAGCUUGAACGCUCUUCGUCUCCAACGCAUUUUCGACUUAUUCGAUCACAACGGCGACGGUUUCAUCACCCUCGAGGAGCUAAGCCAAGCUCUCUCUCGUCUCGGCCUCAACGCCAAUCUCACCGACCUCAAAUCCACCGUUGAAUCCUACAUACAACCUGGAAACGCCGGUCUCAACUUCGAAGACUUCUCCUCUCUCCACAAGACGCUUGACGAUUGUUUCUUCGGUGGAGACGAUGAUCUUUCCUCCCCCGCCGCGGCCGCAGCCGAUGAAUCUGAUCUCGCGGAGGCGUUUAAGGUGUUUGAUGAGAAUGGUGAUGGAUUCAUCUGCGCUAGGGAGUUGCAGGCGGUUUUGAAGAAGCUUGGGUUGCCUGAAGGAGGUGAGAUGGAGAGAGUGGAGAGGAUGAUCAUUUCCGUUGACCGGAACAAGGAUGGUCGUGUUGACUUUUUUGAAUUCAAGAACAUGAUGCGCACCGUGAAACAGAUUUCGUGA